CGGCCGGGCCCAACCCAGCCCAGCCCAACCAAACCCCUCCCUGUCUGCAGCAAGUGGCAGCGGGAGAAGGGCGGUGGCGCCAUCACGUGAGGGCCCUGCCUGGCGCUCGGCUCCCCGCGCAGCCUUGCCGCCGCCGACCCCCGGCCCCGUCCCGAGCACCGCCGCCGCCUCGCCUCGCCUCGCCCCGCGCUCCCAUGCCCAGCAGCGAGGCGGUGCCGCUGGGGCUGGGCGCCUGCCGCAGGUCAGGGGCGCUGGCCGGGAUGCUGGCGCUGGUGGCGCGGCUGCUGGAGUGGCUGCGCUCGCUGUUCUGGAAGGAGGAGAUGGAGCUCACCCUGGUGGGGCUGCAGUACUCGGGCAAGACCACGCUGCUCACCGUGCUGGCGUCAGGGCAGUUCACAGAAGAUAUGAUUCCUACAGUAGGCUUCAACAUGAGAAAAAUAACGAAAGGAAACGUUACCAUAAAGGUAUGGGACAUUGGAGGGCAGCCAAGGUUUCGAAGCAUGUGGGAGCGUUAUUGCAGAGGAGUCAAUGCAGUUGUUUACAUGGUGGAUGCAGCAGACUUAGAAAAAGUAGAAGCUUCAAAGAAUGAGCUACACAGUUUGAUAGAUAAGCCACAAUUGCAUGGAAUUCCAGUGUUAGUCCUUGGAAAUAAAAGAGACCUCCCAGGUGCACUGGAUGAAAAGCAGUUAAUUGAGAAAUUAAACCUUUCAGCUAUUCAAGACAGAGAAAUCUGUUGCUAUUCCAUUUCCUGUAAAGAGAAGGAUAACAUUGACAUAACAUUACAAUGGCUUAUUCAGCACUCCAAAUCAAGAAACUGUUGAAGACGACUUUUGCUGAAGAUAACUCUUUCCCAAUCACUUUGACUCCUAUCACCUAUACACAAGUGAAAAGAUAAAGAAAGCAACUGCAUACUACCAGGACUCACUUUGAUUGUGUUUGUUAACAGAAGUAAAACUGAAUUAUAGCUUGUCUCUUUAUCUUGUUGGGUGUUUUUUUUUUUUGGGGGGGGGGGGUGUUUUGUUUUUUUUUUUAAAUCUGGAUACUUGUCUGCCUAGGUGAAAUUCCUGAACGCCUUAAUACAAGACUGAAAGAAAUCAAUACUUUUUUGGGCUGAAAUGUUUGAGUUUAUGCAUGUGAAUUGUCAAAUACUUUGUAAUUUUUUUCUAAUUUGAAACUGAAUAAACUGCACAGUGGAAACAGA
This is a messenger RNA of Grus americana (Whooping crane), 1201 nucleotides long. Its product is annotated as ADP-ribosylation factor-like protein 8B. The transcript has 7 exons. Lineage: Eukaryota; Metazoa; Chordata; Aves; Gruiformes; Gruidae. Gene Ontology annotation, molecular function: GTP binding; GTPase activity. Gene Ontology annotation, biological process: anterograde axonal transport; protein transport. The record is from RefSeq and is a predicted model, not a curated record. Gene Ontology annotation, cellular component: lysosomal membrane. The coding region runs from base 195 to 821 and encodes 208 amino acids.